Messenger RNA from Austrofundulus limnaeus, 4180 nucleotides. RefSeq names its product calcium-independent phospholipase A2-gamma. The record is from RefSeq and is a predicted model, not a curated record. Gene Ontology annotation, biological process: arachidonate metabolic process. Lineage: Eukaryota; Metazoa; Chordata; Actinopteri; Cyprinodontiformes; Rivulidae. Gene Ontology annotation, cellular component: membrane.
CUCCACACCAGCUCCCUGUGUUUGAACACUUCAACUUCACGGUGGUCUGCCAGCCUGAGCCAGCACAUGUCGCGGGUCAGGAGCACUCUGGACACAGUUUCAAAAGCUGUGAGUGGGACCCACACAGAACUUCGGUCCAAAAUCUCUCGCCUCAGAGGAAAUACUUUAAAGGCCGAGAAACAAGCUGAAGUAAGCAUGAAAUCGCCACAAAAAGCUGAGGAGAAUGUAGUCUCAACCACUAAUAGUCCUCUGCAUUCUGCAUCUACUGCGCCUCAGCUUAUCGCACAGUCACCUCCUGCGUGCCCCGAUUUUCCCUCUUCUGCUGCUGCGUUGGAUGCAAGGGCCACUACCUCCACCUCUCCCAAUGCUUCCACCCAGGUGACCAUCACAGCUGCAGCCGUGACUGUAAGUGAAGACGAGAAUAAAAAGCAGAGACGUGUCGCUCCUGCUUGUCGUGCCAAAAGGAUGGAGGAGCUUCCCACAUUACUUAAAGACGCCGAGAGCAAGGGCACAACUCUCAAAGAAGCUCCAGGCCUUUUCCAUCCUAGCUCCUUGCCGGUCAACCUGGAUGACACUUACACCUACCUGGCUCAUCACAUCAACUCCUAUUUUGGCAGCAGCUCAGAGACUCUGGACAAGAAAGGGGAGAGCGCGGACCCUUCCUCCUCCCAACACGAACAAUCCUCGGUUGCUGCGUCUGACAAAAUCGAACCAGCUCCUUCAGUCGCCUCGCCCUCCUCCAAGAGGAGUUUGGGACAGUACCUGUCCUCUUCAGCUCCAACCGUGCAGGCGUUUGUUGGGAACUACAUCGCUCCGCUUGUUCCCAAGUUCAGGACGGGAGAGUCCAAGAGUGCAACGCUGGAGGAGAAGAAGACCGAGGACGUGUCAGGAAAACAGGUUGAGGCCACGGUCAGUAAAGAGCAGGCGGCUGCAGAGGAGAAAGCCAAGAAACUUGUGCUUCAAAGGGAAAAGAUUAUUGCCAGGGUGAGUGUGGACAACCGAACCCGGGCUCUGGUUCAGGCUCUCCACCGGGCUUCAGACGUGAGGGUCUACAUCAGCAGGGUGGAGGACUUAAGUUACCACCUUCUGGAGUUCCCAGACACUUGUGGUGUUGCUGUAAAGGAGAAGGUCAUCCCCUGCCUCCUGCGUCUGAAGCAAGCCAACGACCCCGGCUUGAGGGCAGCUGUCAGAGAAGCUCUCGCAUUAGUCGGCUAUCAGGAACCUGUUCAAGGUCGAGGAAUACGGAUCUUAUCCAUAGAUGGAGGAGGUUUAAGGGGACUUCUUGCUCUUCAGACCUUACACAAGCUGGAAGCCCUGACUGGGAAACGCAUUUACCAACUGUUUGACUAUAUUUGUGGAGUCAGCACUGGUGCAGUCAUUGGGUUCAUGCUCGGCCUGUUCCAAAUUCCUGUAAAAGAGUGCGAUGAUCUUUACCGGAAGCUGAGUUCAGAUGUUUUUAAACAGAAUGUGAUCUUAGGCACCGUGAAGAUGGGCUGGAGACAUGCCUUCUAUGACAGCGAACCCUGGGAGAACAUCUUAAAGGAGAAAAUGGGCUCUAACCUCAUGGUGGAAACUACAAGAAACCCAAAAUGCCCUAAGGUGGCGGCAGUGAGCACCAUCGUGAACCGGGGUCUCCCUCUGAAGGCUUAUGUGUUCAGAAACUACAACCUGCUGCCUGGGGUGCGUUCGCACUACCUGGGCGGCUGCCACCAUCAGCUGUGGCAGGCCGUCCGGGCCACAUCAGCUGCACCCGGGUAUUUCCAGGAGUUCAGACUUGGAAAUGAUCUCCACCAGGAUGGAGGUUUGCUGAUGAACAACCCAACAGCACUUGCGAUCCAUGAGUGUAAGUGUUUGUGGCCCAACACACCCCUGGAGUGUGUGGUCUCGCUUGGAACGGGCCGCAUUGAAACUGCUGGCAAGAACAGCGCCACAUAUACCAGCCUCAGGACCAAACUUACCAACGUCAUCAGCAGCGCCACAGAUACAGAGGAGGUUCACGCUAUGCUCGACGCCUUCCUUCCCCCGGACACUUACUUCCGCUUCAACCCUUUCCUGAACGAAGACAUCUCCCUGGAUGAGAGUCGGCUGGAGAAGCUCAACCUGCUGCAGGCUGAGGGCGUCCGUUACCUGGAGAGGAAUGAGGAAAAGCUCAGCAAAGUCGCUCGCAUCCUCACUCAAGAAAAAAGCUCCAUCCAGAGGGUGACAGAGUGGGUCAGGCUUAAAGCUGACAUGUAUAACGGUCUAUCCUCCAAGCUAUAAAUCCAAGGAAAGUCCUGUUUUCUUGCCCAACUGCUUCCCCAGUUCCAAUUGUACCCAAAUAUUUCACUUUACCCCAUUUAAUGUGUCAAAGUUAAGAAUUUUUGACCAGUAGUUCUGAAACACAAUGUGUAAAUGCAUCCAGCAUGCAAAACACCUUCUUACUCCUCAACAACUCUUGGACCGAUAUUUGUAACAUUAAUGUGCCAACACGUUUGGCACUUCCUACAAAAGUAUUUUUUUCUCUGCCAGCUACUUUGGCAAAUAAAAUAUAUCUAAUUUUAGCCUACUUUCAAAAACCUCAUUUUAAAAAUGGCUUUUAAUUUUGAAAACCUCCCAAUAUAGGAAAUAAUAUCACCCGUGUUUGCAAAGACGUCCAGAGUAAUUGUUCAUAUUUUGGGGCGUUGUGCUUCUUUAGUUUGUGGCUACAGUUUUUCCAAAACAAAUUUUUUACUUGUUUCGAAAACAAAAUCCUUGGAAAGGUGGCACUGUUUUAAAAAUAGUCUUCAUCCACACAAAAACACCUAAAAUGACCCACAAUGUUGUUGUAACUAUGCCAGGCCUGCAAGUGGCGCUGUAACGCUGCCACAUACAAACAAACAAAAAAGUAUGGACCAUAAAGCUUGCAUGCUGGGUGCGCCAUUCAAACAUGACGAAAAGAAGAAGGCGUCGUCGACCUUGAAUUUCAUAUUUGAAUUAUUGUGUUUUUACUGUUUCUUCAAAACACAAAGGUGGUGUUAGAAGAUGUUCUUUAAAUUUGAAACCUCAUUAAGAAAAAAAAAAGAAAUACAGUUUGGGGGCUUCUAUAACACAUGACUAAAAUUAUGUAUAAAAAAACACAUUUUAGAACAAUAAAAAACAUAUUGCUAUGUGAACUGCCUCAAUUGACCCAACCCUUUUCACUCAUUUCUUGUUUUAAAAGCUAAAAGGGAAAAAAGCUGCUGGUUCCUUGCUACUAUGAGGCAUAUAGACAAGCUAAAUCUGGUCUUACUGUGGAAAAAAAACAGUUUAAAACAAUUAAAUUUUCAACUACAGAAACUUUUUGAGGCAGUUACAACUUUUCACAACUUGCAUUUUCUAAACAUCAGCUUUUUGUUAAUUAAAAGAAAAGACAGCUUAUAUUUAUGUACUCAUUCAAAAUUAUCUACAGUAUGAAGUUUUUGUUUGUAUUACUGAGUCAACCUUUAGCUAUCUGUAAAACUAAAAUGUUUUAAAUAUUUUCAAAUUGUGUAAUCCAGGUCACCUACAGCACAUGUAACAUUUCUCAGAUUUGCUCAUUUAAUUAUGCAGCUAUGGGUAAAUUGUAUAAUUUUUAUUGAAUUAAUAUUUAUCUCUAGAUGAGGACCCAUCAGGUGUUACAGUAUUACAUGUAAUUCUGAUACGAAUAGGAAACUAAAAAUGUUUGAAUCUCAAGUUUAUUGAACAAGAAUCAAACUAGAGUAGCUGUUAUAAUGUUGAUUUAUUGCUUUAGCUUAUUUAUUUUAAUUUUUUACGUUAAUUCUUUCCCCGAGUCUUCAGAUUAUCCUGUUUUUUCUUUUGAUGCCUUUUUCUCAGAAACCUCUCUCACCUUUCCUGCUUUCCUUUAAGUUGCCACUCUCCUGUACUGUAAUGUUUGUUGAAACGAUGCAGGUCAUAUCUGAAGAUUGUUUUAGCAUUGAUUUUUUUGUUGUUGUUGUUGAAGACUUGCCAAAAGAGUCUCCUAUUUGCUGCUAAAACCUGCACUGCAGAUGUCCGUUUCCAGGCCUAAUCAGGUCAAGUAGACUGUAGAACCGACACCAAGAUUUGCGAGUCACUCCCAGAGGGCCUGGAGUGGUGAAAUGGCUACAGAUACUGUAUCUCAUAGAUUUAUGUAAUUUCACUCUUCCCCUGUUGGUCCUAUGUAAAAAAAAAAAAGAGAUUGUAAUUAAAACACAUCUGAACUAUA